Canis lupus familiaris (dog) is the source of this 2234-nucleotide messenger RNA. RefSeq names its product family with sequence similarity 178 member B (gene FAM178B). The transcript is spliced from 17 exons. The record is from RefSeq and is a predicted model, not a curated record. NCBI's taxonomy places the organism in Eukaryota, Metazoa, Chordata, Mammalia, Carnivora, Canidae. Bases 170 to 1999 code for a protein of 609 amino acids.
CGUACGUGCGGGGGAGGGGAGGCUGGGCGGCUGGACCCGCCGGGUGCCCGACGGCUGCCAGACGGCUGCCCACGGCUGUUCCCUGCCCAGGUGCAACCUGCCAGUGGAUUGUUGGGAAGGCCCGGCGGCCCCGCAGGACUGAAAGUCCAGCAGGUUUAGCAGUUUGCAGAUGGCCAGGCCUAAGAAGACUCCACUAGCCCUUCCUCAGGAAGAAGGGGUCCCGGCAGCUGAAGUGGCACCCAUCCUAUUGCCCAGCCUGAAGGGCAGCUGCUUUGACCAUCCCCUGCACCAGGGGGUCCUCCACCCCGUGCGGCGUCGUAGCAGUCCUACCUCAGCUCCACCUCCCAAGUUGUCAAAGAAGCCCAAGGUGCAUGCAGCUGGGGACAUGUUCCCCACUGAUUGGAGCCCACCACCUGUAGAGUUCCUGAACCUAAAGUUCACCUCUGGGACCUCGGAGAGCUAUGUCAACAGCUUAGAUUACUUACUGCAGGAGAAGCGAGAACUGGUGCUGGAGCAGAAGCAAGAGAAGGCACUUGUACAUGACUGUCCUGACCUCAACUCCCUGGAUCUGGAUGAAGAUGAGGUGCCUCUCACACCUGAACACAGGUUGCUGGUGGAGAGGUUCUCCGUGUCACUACAGGUCAUCCCACCAGUGCAUCCUGGGGAGACUGUGUUUCUACCUGGACGUCAGCCUCAGCACUGCAUCCUGGACCAUUCAAAUCUGAAGCCACGUAGCCAACUAGAAGCGCUGUUUCUCAGCUGCCCGCCGGCCCAGCAGCUCUCCUUCCUGCACAGAGGCCUCCUGAGCAACCUCUACCUGCACACCCCGGACUGCCCGGUGCCCCUGCUCCAGUGGCUCUUCCAGCUGCUGACAUGGCCUCCAGAAACUUCUUCAGGAGCCUUUGGUCUCUUAUGGGAUCUCAGCAUGGAUGGGCUCUUCCAUCAGACUGAUGGAGACAAGCAUUGGUGGUGCCCUUCGCUGCAGGAGGUCAUGGAAGCAUUUCACAGCCUGGGAGCCCACAGCCCUGCUCUGGGCCUGCAGGGCCUCUGCCAACACAGUGGGAGAGUGCUUAAAAACAACAUUAGCCUGAGCUGGAGUGAGCAGCAGGACACCCCCCCAGCGAUUGCCUUGGACAUUAGCCUGAGCUACAUCUGUAAGUUCCUGGCACUCUGUGCCCUCACCCAGCCAGUGGCCUACACUGAUGGGGACCUCUUGGGCCUGAUUGAGUUGCUGUGCCAAGCUGGCCUAGAUGUGGAGCUCCGCCUGCUGCCCAAGACCGAUCUUCAGCAGCUUCUGCUCCUGCUCCUUCAGAACAUCCAGGAGUGGCCAGGGAAGCUCCAGCAGCUCUGCUGCACCCUGAGCAAGGUGUCAGGUCACCACCACAACCUGCUGGCACUCGUGCAGUUCUUCUUGGACGUGACCUCUCGAAGCAGGCAGCUUCGAAGCCAGCUCAGCCUCGUGAUCAUUGCCCAGAUGCUGGACCAGCAAGAGAUGCUCCCUCUCUGGGAAGAGAAGGCCCAGCUGUCUUCACUCAGCCAGCUCCUGACCCUCAUGAAGCCAUCGUCCCUCAGGCAGUAUCUGGGCUCUGAGACCUUGCCACCCUGCCGGGAGCAACAGCCAAAAGCCAGUGCGGAACUAGACCACAAGGUCUGCUACCUGUGCUACAGCCUGCUGACACUGGCUGGGGUGGUAGUCAGCUGCCAGGAUAUUACUCCAGACCAAUGGGGAGAUCUGCAGCUGCUCUGCCUGCAGUUGGACCGCCAUGUCAGCACCCAUAUCCGGGAGAGUCCCCAAGCCAUGCACUGGACCAGACUCAAGGACCUGGCUGCCCAGACCUAUAUCCGCUGGCAGGAGCUGCUGGCUCACUGCCAGCCCCAGGCCCAGUACUUCAACCCCUGGAAAGACAACAGUCUCCGGCUGUUGGCUGAGGCAGGAAGUGAACAGGGCUCAAGGAAUAGGAGGAAGCAAAGAACAGAGGCCAGAGGAGGACCAGUGUGAUGAAGCAAGAGCCUGCCUCCACGCUGCCCCUGACCCCGACAGGACAAUGAACAUGAUGCCUCCCUGCCUGGCCUACCCCUCAGCCCUCCUUCCCAUCCCGGCUUCCUCCUCUGCCCCCAGGCCUUUAUGUCCACACUCCAGUUUCCCAGGGCCCUCCUGGGCCUUCCCCACUCUCCUUCCUUUCUCUGUCACUAAUGUGAGCUUUCUUUGUGCACACUAAAGUCUUAUUUCAGCA